AUGGAACACGAACAACAAAGCAAUCACAUCUCCGAUGACUACUACAACUCCGACAACGAAGAGGCUGUUUCCGGCAACAAUUGCGGUUGUUUCCGCCUUUUCUCUUACUUCAAUUACCACCACCAUGAUGGAGAAACAGCGGUGUUCAUCCACCGCAGAUUGGGAGAAAGAGACAUUGGAGACAAAAACAGUUGGUUGAUGAAUCGAUUCAAGAGAUUUAGAGAAUUUUCAGAGGUGAUUGCGGGGCCUAAAUGGAAGAACUUCAUUAGAAAGUUUAGUAAGAAACCGAAAAAAGGGAAUUCUUCUCCAUUUCAAUAUGAUCCUGAGAGUUAUGCACUUAAUUUUAAUGAUGGUGUUGGUGAUGAAAGUGACGAUGAUUGUUCGUUGCCUCGUAGUUUCUCCACGAGAUUUGCUCCUCAUUCGGGUUCCAUGGCUAGUUAG
Lactuca virosa is the source of this 441-nucleotide messenger RNA. Lineage: Eukaryota; Viridiplantae; Streptophyta; Magnoliopsida; Asterales; Asteraceae. The record is from the annotation of a GenBank genome assembly.